Olea europaea var. sylvestris is the source of this 2857-nucleotide messenger RNA. Its product is annotated as V-type proton ATPase subunit a3-like. The transcript has 18 exons. Lineage: Eukaryota; Viridiplantae; Streptophyta; Magnoliopsida; Lamiales; Oleaceae. The record is from RefSeq and is a predicted model, not a curated record. Bases 209 to 2659 code for a protein of 816 amino acids. Gene Ontology annotation, biological process: vacuolar acidification; proton transmembrane transport. Gene Ontology annotation, cellular component: vacuolar proton-transporting V-type ATPase, V0 domain; vacuolar proton-transporting V-type ATPase complex. Gene Ontology annotation, molecular function: ATPase binding; proton-transporting ATPase activity, rotational mechanism.
CUUGGGAGUAAAGAAAUAAAAAAAUGAAUAUAAAAAGCUCUGGACUCUGAACGCGGAAUCACUUUUCCAAUUUCCCUCCGAUAAGUCAACUUACAUCGGAGAGGAUUCAAAAUCAAGCGCAUUUCGUGAUUAAUUUAGGUUUCUAUUCUUUUUUGUUGAAAUUGGGUAAUUAUUGUAAAGUUUGGCGGACGAAGGUAGUUGGCCGUCAAUGGAUCUGCUACGAUCGGAGCCGAUGCAGUUGGUGCAGUUGAUUAUUCCAUUUGAAUCAGCGCAUAGAACGAUUUCCUAUCUCGGUGAUCUUGGCCUCUUUCAAUUCAAUGACCUAAAUGCAGAAAAGAGCCCAUUCCAAAGAACAUAUGCUGCACAGAUCAAAAGAUGCGGGGAGAUGGCACGCAAGCUACGGUUUUUCCUCGAUCAAAUGAUAAAGGCAGGUUUAUCGCCCUCAUCAAGGUCUUCAGCUGGCCCCUAUGUCAAUUUGGAUGAAUUGGAGGUGAAACUUGGAGAACUUGAAGUAGAGCUGGUUGAGAUGAAUGCAAACAAUGAAAAGCUGCAACGAUCGUAUAAUGAACUUCUAGAAUAUAAGCUUGUUCUACAGAAAGCCAGUCAGUUUUUCCAUUCAGCUCAAAACAGUGCUGCAGCUCAACACAAAGAAUUUGAAUCACAUAUCCUUGGCGAGGGAUCAGUUGAUCGUCCCCUGUUACUUGAGCAAGAAAUGUCAACAGAUCCCUCAAAUCAAGUGAAGCUGGGAUUUGUUAGUGGACUUGUUGGUAGAGAAAAAUCUAUGGCUUUUGAAAGAAUUCUGUUUAGAGCAACCAGGGGAAAUGUGUUUCUUAGACAAGUGGUAAUGGAAGAUCCAGUGAUUGAUCCGGUGUCAGGAGAUAAGGUUGAGAAAAAUGUUUUCGUUGUGUUCUAUUCUGGAGAGAGAGCAAAGAGCAAAAUAUUGAAAAUAUGUGAUGCAUUUGGAGCAAAUCGAUAUCCAUUUACAGAUGAUCAGGGCAAACAAUACCAGAUGAUAACAGAGGUUUUAGGGAAGCUUUCAGAAUUGAAGGCCACUAUAAUCCUCAACUUCACUAUGAAUCAAAAAUUUAUAUACUUCUCCAGGGAGGAAUAUUUAAUCACUGAAAUGAAACUCUUACAAAUUGUAAAGGUGAAGAAGGAAAAAUCUAUUUACCACACUUUAAAUAUGCUCAGUCUUGAUGUGACGAAAAAGUGCCUAGUGGGAGAAGGCUGGUGUCCUGUCUUUGCAAGAGACCAGAUUCAAAAUGUACUACAACGAGCAACUAUGGAUAGCAAUUCACAAGUUGGAGCUAUAUUCCAAGUUUUGCAGACCAAGGAAUCACCUCCAACGUACUUCCGUACCAAUAAAUUCACUUCUGCCAUCCAAGAAAUUGUUGAUGCUUAUGGCGUGGCCAAGUACCAGGAAGCGAAUCCUGGCGUUUUCACCAUUAUUACCUUUCCAUUCCUAUUUGCCGUUAUGUUUGGAGAUUGGGGCCAUGGCAUAUGCUUGUUUCUUGCAACACUGUAUUUCAUAUUCCGGGAAAAGAAACUAUCCAGACAGAAGCUUGGGGAUAUUAUGGAGAUGACAUUUGGUGGUCGUUAUGUGAUCAUGAUGAUGGCACUGUUCUCAAUAUACACUGGACUUAUAUACAACGAAUUCUUUUCUGUGCCAUUUGAACUAUUUGGAAGCUCCGCUUAUGGUUGCAGAGAUUCAACCUGCAGGGAUGAUUCGACAGUGGGAUUAAUUAAGGUUCGUGACACCUAUCCAUUUGGUGUUGAUCCCAAGUGGCAUGGUUCUCGCAGUGAAUUGCCAUUCCUCAACUCUUUGAAGAUGAAAAUGUCAAUUCUCUUGGGCGUUGCCCAGAUGAAUCUUGGGAUCGUCCUGAGUUAUUAUAAUGCAAAGUUUUUUGGAAAUGACUUGAAUAUAUGGUAUCAAUUUUUACCCCAGAUGAUAUUUUUGAACAGCUUGUUUGGUUACCUUUCACUUCUCAUAAUUGUUAAGUGGUGCACUGGUUCUCAAGCUGAUCUGUACCAUGUAAUGAUAUACAUGUUCCUGAGCCCAACUGAUGAUUUGGGUGAGAACCAGCUUUUUUUUGGCCAGAGGUUCCUCCAGAUUGUGUUACUAUUACUGGCGCUAGUUGCUGUACCGUGGAUGCUGUUUCCAAAGCCAUUUCUUUUGAAGAAGCAACACGAGGAAAGACAUCGAGGUCAAUCCUAUGCACCACUCCAGUACACAGAUGAUGGUAACUCUUUUGAAUUAGAGAUUGACCAUGGUUCACAUGGACAUGAGGAAUUUGAGUUCAGCGAAGUUUUUGUGCAUCAACUUAUACAUACUAUAGAGUUUGUUCUUGGAGCGGUUUCUAAUACAGCUUCAUAUCUACGGUUGUGGGCCCUCAGUCUCGCACAUUCGGAAUUAUCUAGUGUAUUCUAUGAGAAGGUUUUACUUCUUGCAUGGGGGUUCAACAAUGUCAUUAUCCUCAUCAUUGGCAUAGUUGUAUUUAUAUUUGCAACUGUUGGCGUGCUUCUCGUGAUGGAAACACUGAGUGCUUUCCUGCACGCUUUGCGGCUUCAUUGGGUCGAGUUUCAGAACAAGUUUUACCAGGGAGAUGGUUACAAAUUUUCUCCAUUCUCGUUUGCGUUGAUUAGUGAUGAUGAAGAGUAAAUCAGUUGUUUAAACAGAAAACUUGAAAACAUUUUGGUUUCGUUGAAGUUUGGCAGUUUGAUUCUUUCACACGGAUCGAGGUUUUAGGAUUUACCACGUAUGAACAUUUACACAAGUUUGGAAGAGAUGAUUUUCCUCUCCAAAGCACCGCCUUUGAGGUGCCGAUUCUUAUCCUUAGAUAUUGGCUGUUACUUCAAA